Molecule: messenger RNA, 1421 nt
Organism: Truncatella angustata
Lineage: Eukaryota; Fungi; Ascomycota; Sordariomycetes; Amphisphaeriales; Sporocadaceae
Exons: 1
Coding region: 129-1283 (384 amino acids)
Source: RefSeq, a predicted model, not a curated record
CUUGGGGACACGCUCAACGUCAACAUAGGGAAGCACAAAAGCAACUCCUCCUGCAUGACCAGCAACGAAACAGAAAAGAAAUACACAAAACAUGCAGCUACAAUGAUUAUGAAAGCACCAGGAAUCCCAUGUCCGCGUCUUCUCCCAUUCUGCAGUCGCCCGCCGAAGAGAUAACCCACCUCGUGUCGGAACCCUUCACCCCCAAACCCCUGAUCGCGGAUCUCAUCCGGACCCGCUACUGCAUCCCAGGGUCUGUCUUCCUGGUCGAAGGGAUCGACAUCUUCCAAGCUUCAAGGUCAAGACGAUGGCGCGGUGUACGGCUGCUGCUAGGAGAUGGUGAGCUGUGCAUACAGGCCCUGCUUGCGGGUGAGAUGCAUAGAUAUGUUGAUCGUGGAGAUGUCGCUGUUGGGUCUUAUGUGAAGCUGGAAAGCUUCGAUCUGGCGCACAUUGAGCCAGAAGCCUCAAAGGCUGGGAAGAAUGUCGAGAAGGCGAUAGAUGCUGGUGCCUCCAUGUUUGCCUAUCUGAUGGUGGAGGAUUUGGUUAUAGUAGGCUGGAACAACAGGCUACUUGCUAUGCUUGACGCCGAAAAAUCUGCAAAUCCAGAGCAGCAUGUAUUAAUGCAGACUCAAGAAUUGAAGGACAAAGACAUCGAAGAGCCUGAGAUUCGGCCUGAACCUCAAGAAGCCGCUGCAGAUUCACCACAUCCUCACGCAGGCUUUUUGGAAGAAGUUGCAGAUGCAGAUGACGACUUUGAGGUCAUGAAUAUUCCUGAACAAAAGAUGACCCAAAAGCGAGAAGAGAUCGCAGCACAGACGGAGGAGUCGUCAGACUAUUCUGUCCCUCUCGACACUCAGCGCCUGCCAUGGUCCAAUGUCGAUCCACGGAAACCCCUCAAACUCACACCACUUCGCUCAAUACCUAAUCUUCCUUACAAACAGAACUGGUCGACCAAUGUUUUAGCGGUUAUUGCAUCCAUAUCUGAUCUCCAGGCUUCGACGCUACCACUGGGCAAUCAGCGGGUGGCUCGGCUGGCUCAUCCAUCGACACCGAAGCAGGUUCACUUGACCAUCUUUCUGGAUGCUCACGAGUUCACGCCAUCUGUUGGCAGCGUUGUCUUGUUACUCGGUGUAAAAAAUCAUAGAUUCGAUGGCGGAAGUCUGAAGAAAUAUGCUAGUGAUAGACCUGGCGGUGGUGGUAGAUGGUGGUUUGAGAACCCUGUCCAAUUUACUUGGUGCGAUGUGCAAGGAUUGAGGACAUGGUGGCGGCAGAUUCACCUCAAAUAAAAUCGUGCAUGAAACAGGCGCAAUAUAUAGUGCACAAUGUAAGACUCUAGGAAGCUCUCUGUUACUAGACCACAAAAUCAAAAGUCAACGCAGGAGCAAGGUCUCAACACAUCCUAGCAAGACUGUAACAAUCAAUCA